Rotaria sp. Silwood2 is the source of this 400-nucleotide messenger RNA. NCBI's taxonomy places the organism in Eukaryota, Metazoa, Rotifera, Eurotatoria, Philodinida, Philodinidae. The record is from the annotation of a GenBank genome assembly.
AUGAUUAAUCCUCAUCGUGUUGCGGAACUUUUAAGUAAUUUAGUUUCUGAGCGAUUAUCGAUAAACCAUCACUGUGCUGUCAACAGUGCGCGUGAUGAAGAAAUUGCUAAACGUUUAUAUGAUCAUGUCGAAUCAAUCAUUGACAGCACACAUUACUCUUUCGAAACUGAAGAUACGAUUGAUUUCAACGACAAUUCUAGUGGCGAACAAUAUGGAAAAUAUGAUGAAGAAGAAGAUGGUGAAGAAGAAGAAGAAGAUGGUGAAGAAGAAGAAGAUGGUGAAGAUGACGAUGGUGAAGAUAAAGAGGACGAAUACGAACAACAGCAACAACAAACCAAUAAUGAUGAUGAACAAUUUGACGAAAUCUUCAUGGAUGUAGACGAAGAUCAACAGCAAAAUU